This is a messenger RNA of Lottia gigantea (owl limpet), 603 nucleotides long. RefSeq lists its product as hypothetical. The transcript is spliced from 5 exons. NCBI's taxonomy places the organism in Eukaryota, Metazoa, Mollusca, Gastropoda, Lottiidae. Bases 1 to 603 code for a protein of 200 amino acids. The record is from RefSeq and is a predicted model, not a curated record.
AUGAGGAAAGGUGACAAAGUCAAUCAUUUCACACCAACGCCGAGAUUACCACCAUUAAAGUUUUGUGUUCGAUUGACAACAGUCAUUGGAAUCACCGCUGGAAGGAAACAAAUGGUUCCUGGAAUAACUUUCAGCAUUCACGGUUCCAUAAUGGAAUGGAAGGCAGUGAUUUUUAUUUGGAGUUUAAUUCUGGUAAUAGCGGAAAGUAAGACAUGUCUAAAGAACGAGGUCAUCGGUCACCGUGAAGGAAAUAUUUACACGUGUGAUGACCCACUUAAACAACGAUGCUGUGAGGAAGGGACACAAUUUACUUGUUGUGAACCAGCUUUCGACGCUAAUUUGACUGGGCAGUUACAACUCUGGGGAACGGUGGCUUUAAUGAUACUAGUCAUGGCGUUUAUUUACCUCUAUUAUGCCAAAGAUCGGGAAGUAUUUAAAAGGGAAACUCUACAACUAGCUAUUGAUAAUUUUACAUCAAAAUUCAGAAAGGGAAAUAAAAAGUCAUUUUCUCAGCUGGAUGAAAGUGUGGACGAAUCGAAACACGACAGUGGAGGAAUCCCGGGAUUGCGGACAGAUACAGAGAAAUCCUUUCUCAAAACCUAA